Messenger RNA from Carassius gibelio (silver crucian carp), 3024 nucleotides. RefSeq lists its product as uncharacterized. Lineage: Eukaryota; Metazoa; Chordata; Actinopteri; Cypriniformes; Cyprinidae. Gene Ontology annotation, molecular function: zinc ion binding. The transcript has 15 exons. The record is from RefSeq and is a predicted model, not a curated record. The coding region runs from base 856 to 2889 and encodes 677 amino acids.
CAAGUAUUAUACAGAAUAACUAGUGUUUAAGUAAUUAGGCAGGGACAUUGUAAAGUACUCUCUGCCUUUAACUUAAGCUGUCUGGCAUUUUCUAAAAACAACACAGUUUUCCGUAUUGGGAAGUGAGUUUCUGACUUUCAUUGCUAUAAUACUGUGAGAUAAGUGCUUCUGUCUUCAAUCGGUUCAAGUCCUAUCAAUGGGACUUUUCUUUAUUUUCACCAAUUUUGGGAAUUUGCGUUUCUCCUCUAACUCAAGCUGUGUGUGUCCCUUUGGGCUCCAUUUGUUCGACAACACACAAUAGUACAGUCUUCUCAAAUCAGAUGACAUUCUCUUAAUUUCCUCGCUUAGCCUACCUAGAAAACAUUAAACUGAUGGUGGGAGAGAAUUCUUCAGAUCGAUGCUAAGACUGAAUGAGGUUGUCUAUGCAUGCAUCUGUUAUAUGGUUCAUGAGACCUGAUCAAGAUUUGUUAUACUCUACUCAGUGUCUCCAUCUGGUGGUUAUCUACUAAAAGACACUAUCGGAAAUAAAAACACUCACUUUAGCUCUUCGCGAUUACUCAGUCGCCCAGAAUCACAUUUUAUACUUUCUAUUUUAUAAAAUACAGGGUGUAUUUUUUUUAUGUCUGCACUCAAAACCAUAACUUAUUAUUUAUAACGACGAACUUUUCAAGCCAUAAAAUAGGUCAAAGGUCAAAGUUCCUCGAACAUUUCCUGUCACCUCACUAUGACGGACGCAACGAAUUGUUAUCAGAUUACACAACGAAUUCUUUUUUCAGGUCUUUGAUAAACACCUUUUUUUAAACGACAACUGCAAAACAGAUCUUCAGUGUUGUUUUCGGGCGUGUUAGUAGAAUAAUGGCAGAAGCUAUACCUCGAGAUCACGACCAGUACAGCUGCUCAAUAUGUUUGGACUUGUUGAAGGAUCCCGUGACAAUUCCGUGUGGACAUAGUUACUGCAUGAGCUGUAUUAACGAGUGCUGGAAUACAAAUGAUCUGAACGGGAUCUAUAGAUGUCCACAAUGCAGACAUGCCUUCAAAACAAAGCCUCCACUCAACAGAAGUACAGUGCUUGCUGAAAUAAUGGAGAAACUGAGGAGCACAGAGCUGCAAGUGUCAGAGUCUGCUCAAAGUCUUGCUGGACCUGGAGAGAUUGCGUGUGAUUUCUGUGCUGGAGAAAUGAUCAGAGCUGUCAAGUCUUGUCUGGAGUGUCGAGUCUCUUUCUGUGAAACACAUGUACAACCCCACUAUAAUGUUCCUGCCCUGAAGAAACACAAGCUGGUGAAAGCUGCAGUCAUUCCAGUCUGCCCCAGACAUGACAAGCUCCUUGAGGUUUACUGUCGGACGGACCAGAAAUGUGUCUGCAUGCACUGCUUAUUGGAUGACCACAAGAGCCAUGACACAGUGCCAUCUACAAUAGAGCGCAACGACAAACAGAUCAAACUCACAGACACUCAAAAGAAAGUCAAGCAGACAAUCCAGGCAAAAGAAAGAGAGCUGCAGGAGAUGAAUAUGGACAUCGCCUCCCAUUCAGAUUCUGCGAAGAAGGCAGUGGAGAACAGUAAGAAAGUCUUCAGUGAAUUAGUCAAAUUAAUUGAGAAAAAAGGCAAUGAGGUGAUCGAAAAGAUAAAAGCUGAAGAAAAGGCUGAUCUGGAUCAAGGCACAAAGCUACAAAAGAAGCUGCAAGAGGAAAUUACUGAGCUGAAGAAGAGGGAAGGAGUUCUAGAGGAUCUUCUACAGACAGAUGACAACAUCCAAUUUCUUCAGAAUUAUGAGUCUGUGUCCUCUUCAUCUGGGACUGAAGAGUUGCCGAGUUUCUCAUUUCAGCCGUACUGCUCUUUUGAGGACAUAAGAAAACUCAUAUGUGAGCUUGCCGGGAGACUGGAGACUUCUUGCACGCAGGAAAUAAGCAAAACAAUUACUAAAGUUUCAGAUUUGUCGGCAAAAAGGCCUACAAUUGAGAUUGUAGUUGGAGACAGAGUCCGUGUGAAGCCGUCUGUUGUUACUCCAACACACAAAUGGGGAUCGGUUACUCAAUUUAGCAUUGGUGUUGUCAAAAAAAUUCAGGGCAAUUUGUUGACGGUAGAUUUCCCCGAACAAAGAAACUGGACUGGUGUAGUUUCAGAAAUGGAGCGUGUGACCAGUGCUGGUUCAAAUUUGUCAACCAAAAAUGAUCCAUUCAACAUCAAAGUUGGAGACAAAGUCAGAGUGAAACCUUCAGUUAUUACCCCAAAACAUAACUGGGGUAGAAACGUCACUCAUAAGAGUGUGGGUGUGGUGAAAGACAUUAAAAGCGAUGGCAGUGUGGUUGUUGACUUCCCUGGACAUGCAAACUGGAAAGGAAUUCUCACUGAAAUGGAGCAAGUAACUGAUGAUGAUGAGAUUGGACCUUCAAGUCUGGACUCCAGUAUUAAGAUUGGAGACCAAGUUCGUGUGAAGUCAUCUGUUGUUACUCCAACACACAAAUGGGGAGCAAUCACUCACAAAAGCAUAGGUGUUGUAAAAAAAAUUCAGGGCGAGUCUUUGACUGUAGAUUUCCCUGAGCAAAAAAACUGGACCGGUAUCAUUUCAGAAAUGAUUGUGGCCAGCACUGGUCCAGAUAUUCUGAAUCAGUCUUUGAAUGUAGAUUCAAAUUUUUCCGAAAUGGAGAUUGUGACCAUUGCUGAUUUAGUUGACAUCAAGGUGGGAGACAGAGUCCGAGUGAAAUCUUCAAUAAUUACUCCAAAACACAACUGGGGUGGACAUGUCACACACAAGAGUGUUGGUGUGGUAAAAGAUAUCAAAUCUGAGGAUGUGAUCGUGGAUUUUCCAAAACACAAAGGCUGGAAAGGCAUUCUUUCUGAGAUGGAGUUGGUAAACGACUCAGACACUGGCAUUUCAGGAUCCCCCUAGAUCGUGAGGAUGUGACUGUGGACGUCGCUGCUUAGCAUUUGCUUUUGCGAAUGAGCUUCCACUUAAACUUGCCAAUGUCUUUAUUUUUAAGUUUGUAGUCAUGUGAACAUGAAAAAAAUAAAUUGAAAAAACAUA